Molecule: messenger RNA, 853 nt
Organism: Nylanderia fulva
Lineage: Eukaryota; Metazoa; Arthropoda; Insecta; Hymenoptera; Formicidae
Gene: Sbat
Product: LSMD1 domain-containing protein Sbat
Cellular component (GO): NatC complex
Molecular function (GO): RNA binding
Source: RefSeq, a predicted model, not a curated record
CAAAAACUCGUAUGCCGCUGUAUUCAUGAAAAAGCAGAUGGACGCCAUGUUUCUGUAGAAAUUCAUGCGGAUAGGCCAAUAGUGAGCAAAUCAAAAUAAAUUUGAAUUAUAUAUAUGUAAUCGCGAGAAAAGUAAAUUAAUUUUAUAUGUAGAGAGAAUGCAAUUUAUCUCUAGUAUAUUUAUAUAUAUGUAUAUUUGAAAAAAAUUUGCAUAUUUGUAAAUAAAAGUGAAGCAACAAGAGUGGAAUGAGUGCAAGUAUGAAGGAAACAAUGCAUAAUUUGAGUAAUAUCGUGAACAACGAACAUAUUCAUGGAAAUGUAGAGGCAAUUGUUCCUGAGGAGUCACCAGCAAAGCAGAAAUUAAGAAGUUGGCUAAAUCGACAUUUGCGAAUUGAAAUGACUGACGGAAGAGUCUUAAGGGGAGCAUUCUUGUGUACUGAUCGUGAUGCUAAUGUUAUUCUUGGGUCGUGCACUGAAUAUCUAUCUACAGAACAUACAGAAGCAAGAGUUUUAGGUUUGGUAAUGGUGCCUGGUCGACAUAUUGUUUCCAUACAUCUAGAUGUUUAAAGCAGCACUGCUCUUAUAAGUCUUAUAUAAUUAGAUUAGGCACACACACAGAAUAGCAAGACAUUUUAGUUACUUUUAUCAUGAAGGUAAAUCCUAAAUGGAAGAUAUAUGAGAACAAUUAAGCUCUACUACUUUAAAUAUCUUUGAUUUAAUAAAUGCAUCUUUAUCUGAAAAAUAGAUAACAAGAAUUGAGAUAAUCGAAUGUGAGAUCAGUAUUAAAUAUGUACAGUACAUCUCAAUAAAUGAGAGAAAAAUAUUUUAUUAAUACAAUCUACCAUAAUAUGUGA